Ectocarpus siliculosus is the source of this 677-nucleotide messenger RNA. Lineage: Eukaryota; Phaeophyceae; Ectocarpales; Ectocarpaceae. The record is from the annotation of a GenBank genome assembly.
AUGAGGUGGAGGUGCUCGAACGGCGACGAGUCACCCACUAGCGACAACACCAGCCCCGACGGAAUCAUCUCCUUCACGGAUGGCGCCAUCACCGCCAUCGAGGCCACGGCCCACACCAACACCACCACCCUGGAGUUCCUUGGGCUCAUGUACAUCGGAGGCUUCUACUUCUCCGAAGAUACCAUCUCAACGGAAGGCCCGUUCGGCGACGGCGGCAACUACUCGUCCGUCAGCACCUCCACCAGCUGCGAGGACGGGGCCUACGCAACCGGGGUCCGCCAGUGGUACACGGAAUCGGCGGUUUACGGGAUCAUGCUGCAGUGCGCCGAGCUUUCGGAGACAUGCUCACCCGGCGUCGCCGCUGCCGACGCACUAGACGCUCUGGCGAAUAGCGACGGAGGGGGUUUCUUCGAGUUUACGGAUUGGUCUAUCGUAGGGGGGGCAGCGCUAGGGGUGUGGGUGUUUACCUUCUUCGCGGCAUUGGUGUGGUGUUGCUUCUUCCGGGGGAAGAAAUCUUCCACGGCAGCGACCGCAGGGGAAGAGGAGCAGAAGGAAGGGGAGGCAGGAGGAGGACGAGCGUCGUCCACCGCAGCGACCGCAGGGGGGGAAGAGGAAGGAGGACCGGGACGAGGAGGAGGGUGAGGAGGAUGGCAGCAAGCAAUGAUUGCUAAGCUGUG